Molecule: messenger RNA, 2320 nt
Organism: Sceloporus undulatus (fence lizard)
Lineage: Eukaryota; Metazoa; Chordata; Lepidosauria; Squamata; Phrynosomatidae
Gene: ARMC6
Product: armadillo repeat containing 6
Biological process (GO): hematopoietic progenitor cell differentiation
Molecular function (GO): protein binding
Source: RefSeq, a predicted model, not a curated record
GAAGCCCGUCAGAGCCAAGUCAAAAUGGCAGCCAAAAGGAUUACUCAGGAGACUUUCGAUGAAGUGGUUCAGGAGAAUAUGAUGGAGUUUGGCAUGGAUCCCGAAGAGGCUGUAACUGAAGCCGUCCAGCAAUUUGAAUCUCAAGGGGUAGAUUUUUGCAGCAUAGUAAAGGUGGCACCAAACCCCACCACUGAGAAUGGUCCAGAACAGAAACAUGCUAUUUUACAGACUCUGGACUGCCUCCAGAAAGCUGUUAUUGAUGCUGACUCGGGAAAGGUGGAUCAGCUGCUGGUCAGUUUCGCCAAACAGUGCCGACAGGAGCUGGCGUUCCGUUACCUGGCAGGGCAGAAAGGCGCCUACCCUGCAGUGCUGGCUGCCUGCCGCUUGGCCUCUGAGGACCGCUGCUCCCUGCUUAAGGCCCUCCAUGCCCUCUCAGUGCUCCUAGAUGGCCAGCCAGACCUCUUCGAUGCCUCUGGGCAAGAGCUGGUGCUGCGGGUACUCCAGGAGAGCCACAACGAUCCUGACCUGACCCUGGCCGGGGUCCGUUGCAUUCGGCAUGCCUGCCUCAAGCACGAACAAAACCGGCAGGACCUGGUGAAAGGUGGCAUCCUCUCACUUCUGACCGGAGCAAUUGUCCGUCAUGGCGACCGGGCCGACGUGGUCCGCGAGGCCUGCUUGGGCCUCCGCAUCAUGACCUUUGACGAUGACAUCCGAGUGCCCUUUGGCCAUGCCCACGACCAUGCCAAGAUGAUUGUGGUGGAGCACAACGGCUUGAGGAUCCUGAUAGAAGCUGCCAAAGCCUUCACUGAUGACUGCAGCGUUCUGAGUGAGGUCUGUGCCACUCUGGCUCGCCUGUCUGUCCGGAAUGAGUUUUGCCAGGAUAUUGUGGACCUUGGAGGCCUAAACUUCAUUGUAGCGCUCUUGGCUGACUGCAUCGAUCACCAGGACCUGGUGAAGCAGGUGCUGAGUGCCAUCCGGGCCAUUGCGGGCAACGAUGAUGUGAAAGACGCCAUUGUCAAUGCUGGUGGGACUGACCUCAUUGUGCUGGCCAUGAGCCGUCAUCUUGGAAGCCCUCAGGUGUGUGAGCAGAGUUGUGCAGCGUUGUGCAUGCUGGCCUUGCGUAAGCCAGAAAACUGUCGGGUCAUCAUGGAUGGUGGGGCCUUGGCAGCACUCCAGGCCAUGAAGACUCACCCCAGGGAGGUCGGUGUGCAGAAACAGGCUUGCAUGCUGAUCCGUAACCUUGUGGCCCACACCCAGGAUUUUUCCCAACUCAUCUUGGAGAUGGGAGCUGAGAACUUGAUCACGGAGGCCCGGGCGGCUCACCGGGACUGUGAUGAUGUGGCCAAAGCUGCCUUGAGGGACCUUGGCUGCAAGGUGGAACUUCGGGAACUCUGGACGGGCCAGAAGGGAGACCUGGCACGUUGAAGGACAUCAGAACGGUCAAGUUGGCAGUGCCUGUAGACUUCCAGGGUGGGUGGGUGGUUGUGGAAAGCAUGGAUCAGAAUAUAUCCAGACCAAACAGUCAAAAAGUAGGAAAGAGUGUGUUCUGAAUGGCCUCCCACCUCCUGGAAAGACAUAUGACUGACUUGUUAUGCAGGCACGGUUGCUUUGCUGUAUAGCCAAAGUCCAAGCUCUCUCCUUCACCAUAAUUUAUAGUCUCUUGCACUUUGCUUACAGGCUAAAGCAGUGGUUCCCAAAUUCCAGUUUUUAGGUGUCUCGGACUACAGCUCCCUGAACAUCAGCCAAGGUUGUCGAGGCUUCUGGAGCUGAAGUCAAAAAUACCUGGAGGAGGGCUAGAGUUUGAGAACCACAGCGCUCAAGUCGUCCUUGUUUGUGCUGUGAGUCCUUGUAGGUUCUUUGAACAGGCCCCGGUUGCCAAACAGGAUAUGGUAGGAGUACCGUUUUUGUUGCCCUGGUAGACCCAUGUGUGUCAUACAUUGUAAAAGCUGUAUACGACUUUAUUUCAGUUACUCUGCAAAAAAAAUGUGUGUUGGUAGGGUCUUGGAAAGAGUUUAGGGUUUCCACAAUGAAAAUUGGAGAGGGCUCCUAUACCUUUAAGGUCCCUCUUCUACACAACCAUUAAAGGUACAGAAGACCUCUCCAGUUCACACUCUGGCAAUCCUGAAAUAAAAUAAUGGGCCUCCCAUGGCACUCAUGUUCCCAUGAAAAGUCUUCUUGCCAGUGCUAGGCCUCUGCUCCUGUGGCAACUAAUCCUGCUUACUGUUAAUAUUGUUUGCUCUUGUGAGUGUCCUGCCCGCCGGCCCCUUUUCACUCUUUGCUGUCCUUCAGAUGUUCCCUUGUGUUAUCAUGUCAUUUAAAA